AUGAUCUCCUUCCGAACCCUCGGUGCUCCCUUGGAGUCGGACGACCCCUUUAUAGCGCCCGGCGUCCGUUCUCGCCUGGGGGCGUCCUCGUUCUUCGUCAACGUGUCGAAAAAUGCCAGUGCCACUAAAGUCGUUACUCGUGGCUUGAGCCCAGGAUCUUACUUCCCUACCGUACUCCAUACCCCCGAUACAACCUCGCCUACAUCGCGACCCACGUGUUCGCUAAUUCUUCGCUCGUCGGACUUUGCGCCCGAAUCGUCCUCGUCGCAUGACGGUGUGUUCAAGCAUCCGGAGCUCUCGCCCUACUCUCCCACUCGUCCACCCAUGACACCCAGAUCGCCGUACUUUGCAAAAGUCGUCGCUGCCGAGGUCGACACCGACGCGACCAUGGUCGAUGCGUUCGCGACGCCCCCGCCGGUCGCGCGCUCGAGCUGCGCCAUUUCCGUUUCGAUCCCAGACACCGUGAUGGGCUUCGGGCUUCCCUCGCCACCACCGAGUAGUCGUACUUCGGACAAGAGCAAGCUCAGUUUAAGUAGUGCCGAAUUGACCUCGUCACAGCAGCAGGCGCAUUCUGCUCCGCGGAUACAACCAGCUUGCCUCCCAUCGUCGGUACCGGAACGUGCAACGCUGCUCACACCGCCGCCGACACCGUCGGGGUCACUCAAUCUUCAAGAACAGCAGCAAUCUCCCUUACCCUCGGCACCCCUCGUUGGCGGCGCUGCGCCCGCCGCCUCUUUACCCGCCCCCGCCCCCGUCAAGCUGUCCCCAUCGGCGGCUGCGCUGCAAAACUACACCCUGCACCCGCUCUUCGCUGCCCAAUACACGCUGCAGGAAGAGCUCGGAGCUGGUGGGUUCGGCUUUGUCGUUCGCGCGAUGCGCAAGUGCGAUGAAUACUCGGUCGCCGUCAAGUUCAUCGAGCGAGCCAAGAUACCCGCCCACGGCUUGACCAAGGACCGAGGCCCCCUUCCGGCUCCGGGGUUGUUGCCCCAGAUGUGCGACGAUAAGGGCGCUUACCGAUUGAUCCCGACCGAAGCUUUCAUUUUGCGCCACAUCAACAAGAUGCAGCAUCCGGGCAUCAUCGCCUUCGUGGAUGCCUUCGAGGACGACCGCUACUUUUACUUGGUGAUUCUGCCUUUCGUCGGCCCUGCCCGCUUAAAUUGUAUCUAAUCAAAUAUUUUUCUAAUGUUCCGCAGGUCAUGGAACACCAUGGCACGCCUUGGCUUUCGCCUGACAAGGUCGAAGCGCCGUGCUCGUCUCCGUCGGAUCUCCCGGGUCUCGUGGCUGCGGCCCAACCGAGCAUCCCCCAGACGAUGACGCCCUCGGCCUCGCCGACGUCGGCGGAGAUGUCUCCGUUGGCUUCUUCCUUGACACCCACAUCACCGAACAAGCUCUCCCCGCCGCGACCCGCGCCGAUGGAGCGCCGCGCGUCGUGCGAUCUCUUCGAAUGCAUCGAGCGCUAUCACCGCUUCGACGAAAACAUCGCGAGGUACAUAUUCAUGCAGAUCGUCGAGGUCGUCUACACUUUGGGGACACUUGGCAUUGUACAUCGCGACAUCAAGGACGAGAACAUCGUCAUCUCGAGCGACUACAAGGUCAAGCUGAUCGAUUUCGGCUCGGCUGUCUUCUUCGACCCUCGCCAACCGGCACCGUGGUAUAACCGCUUCUUUGGCACGACCUCGUUUGCCUCGCCCGAGAUCCUCCGUGGUGAGGCUUACCAAGCCCCCGUCUCCGAGGUCUGGUCGCUCGGGAUCCUCUUGUCGAUUCUCGUGAUGGGCGAAUCGCCUUUCGCGAACGUCGAAGCGAUCAAGGCCGGUCGACCUGCGCGACCCAAGGUGCGGAUGUCGCACGAGCUUCGCGACUUACUCUACAGUUGCCUCGAGCCGGACGUGACGAAACGCCCGACGAUCGCACAAGUGCGACGGCAUCCUUGGUUGGCUCCGCCGCCUCUUCGGACCCCUUCGAACGCAACCAAGGCGUAG
Messenger RNA from Microbotryum saponariae, 1979 nucleotides. NCBI's taxonomy places the organism in Eukaryota, Fungi, Basidiomycota, Microbotryomycetes, Microbotryales, Microbotryaceae. The record is from the annotation of a GenBank genome assembly.